CAGGCGAGGAUCUACGCCCACAGGUUAUUACUCGCUGUGGUCGUGUUGCGGAUUUCGGGAGCAAGAUGGCUGACGUGUCGCUGGAUGAAUUGAUCAGGAAGCGAGGUGCGGGCUCGGGGAUGUACAGCAGGAGCUCGUCCGGCCCUUUUGUGGCAUCAUCAGCGGUGGGCCUGUAAGUAGAGGGAAGGAGGCUGGCUCGAGAUGGGUCGCAUUUUUCUCAACUCACAUCACUACCGCAGAGAGCAAAAGGGAGUCCUGAAACCAACACCUCCCUCUCAGAAUUAACAGCCGUGCAGGCAUAGGAAAUAAUAUGAGGUCCCGGUUACAGCUUCCUACCUCCCAUCGACCAGUCACUACCAGCUUCCAGAGGACUUUCGAUGCCCGCCAGAAGAUUGGGGUGACUGAUGCCCGAAUGAAGUUGGGUGUGAAGGAUGCACGGGAGAAGCUGAUAGCCAAAGAUGCUCGAUUCCGCAUCACAGGCAAAGUGCAGGAUGCACGGCAGAUGCUGAAUUCAAGAAAACAGCAUGGGGGAGAAAACCCAGCCAAAGUGAUGGAUGCUCGAGAGAAGCUCAGUCUAAAGAGGAGUGCCCCAUCAGUGGCCAUAACUCCAGCAGUGACAUCUGGGUCUUCAACCAUAAACCUCACAAAGACUAUACAGAUUCCACAGCAAAAGGGCAGCAACACACACUUAGCACAGUCUUUGAAAGGAAUGCGAAUAAAUGUAGUAAAUAACAAGCCAACAAAACAGGAACACACAUCACUAUCCCGCCGGCUUCCAUCACGGCUGGAGGAGGAAGAUGAAGAAGAAGAUGAAGAAUUGGAGCUCUCCUCUAUCUCCGCUAAGCAGAUGAAACUUACAGCCACAAAUACAUUGCAGAAACGGGCUCUACCUCUUACAAAGGUUGUGCAGAAUGACACAUACACCGCACCAGUUGUUGCACAGACUGCUUCACCUCCGUCCCCUUUACUCCGCACAAAGACUUUAACCAACAUGUCACGGACACUUGUAACCAAGGAGGAUAAAGCUCCACUGCAGUUGGCAUCUACAGAGCCGGUCCUCAGCCCACUAGAAGGUACUAAAAUGACAGUAAAAAAUUUGCACCCCCGUGUCACAGAAGAAGAUAUUGUGGAGUUGUUCUGUGUAUGUGGAGCCUUAAAGCGUGCCAGACUGCUAAGUCCUGGUGUGGCAGAAGUUGUUUUUGUGAGGAAGGAUGAUGCAGUUGGUGCUUAUAAAAAGUACAACAACAGAUACCUAGAUGGGCAACCCAUGAAAUGUAAUCUUCAUCUGAAUGGCAGUGUCAUAACCUCAGACCAACCUAUUCUAUUACGACUCAGCGACACACCAUCUGCAACAAAAAAAGCAGAGACUCGAAGAUCAAACACUUUGCCUUCAUCCAGUGCACAAAACCCACCUGCUGAAGUUGACCCUGACACCAUUCUCAAAGCCUUGUUUAAAUCUUCCGGCUCUUCAGCAGUUGUUCAGCCAACUGCAUUUAAGAUCAAACUCUGAUGAGGCCAGCAUGAACUAAAGAGGAGGAAUGCUGGAGGGAAUCAAAGAUGACUCUCUGCUUGACCAAUUUUAAGAUUUACCCAGAGAGACUAGUCUUUUGUUCAGAGAUUUUGUUAGAAUCUGUGGAUUCGUUCUUGUUGGCCAUGGGUGUGGGAUUCUCCCCCACCUGCUCUGUAACUGAACCCUACCCUUUGUGGCAGUAGCAUUACAGUUUUUUCUUUUUGUUGAGCUGUUCUUGCAGUGCACAUGCUGUUUCCUCUCCCAGGAUCAAGUACCUGUACAUACAGUUCCCUGCCAUGCUGUUUAUUGUUCUUUUCAAUAUUAUUGUUUAUACUAUAUUUUUUUGUGUUUUAUUUUGUUGUCAUUUUUGGCUCUGACAUGAUGACUGACGUGAAAUGUGCAGCCCCCAAAAACAGUGCAGUCAUCCCUGAUGACUAGAAGGACACUGCACCUUAAAACAUGCAGUUUACAUUUAUUACUUAAGGUGGCACUGUUUAUUUUGAGUAGCGCAAAUAUAUCUUUGAAAUGGAUAUACAUGUUCUUUAGAUACAUUAGCUUAAUAAAGGUAUGGGAUCUGUUAUCUGGAAACCUAUUAUCCAGAAAGUUCCGAAUUACAGAAAGGCUGUCUCCCAUAGACUCCAUUAUAAUCAAAUAAUCUCUGUUAUAAUAAAACAGUACCUUGUACUUGAUCCAGACUAAGAUAUAAUUAAUCCUUAUUGGAAGAAAAACCAGCCUAUUGGGUUUAUUUAAUGUUUACAUGGUUUCCUAGUAGUCUAAAGGCGCGAAGAUCCAAAUUACGGAAAGACCCGUUAUCCGGAAAGCCCCAAGCAUUCUGGAGAAUAGGUCCCAUACCUGUAAUUGUUUAAAGAAUGAUCUGUGGAAUACUAUCCAGCUUGAAAAGUUUUGAAGCUAUUCACAUGUGGUUAUAAUAGCAAUAUUAAGUCAUUAUAAAAUCAGCACAGGUAACUUCCAAAUCAACAUUACUGUAAACUAACAGGCUUUAUUUUUCCUAUAAACCGUAGAUCUGUUUUAGCUAUAUCUGCCUGGAGGUAUUUUUUCCACUGCCUUGCUAUUCAGUGUUGGAUUAUAAUAGCAUAGCCAGUGCAGUUGCUUAGCUUACCGGUUGAAAUGCAUGCAGCAGAAGUGCAGCACACCGCAUAAAUGCAACAUGCUGUUCUAGUAAAACAAAGCAUUUCCGUUACAUAAAAGCUGCAAUCAAAUAAUGUUUUCCAGGUGCAAACUUCUUCUGACCCUCUUACAUUUAUUUGCAAGGAUGCUGAGACAUUAGCUCUCUGCCGGUGACUUUCUUUACUGGUCAGUUGUCAACGCUGUAUUUCAUACUAAGGCAGUACUUGAUAUUUUCAUGGCAAUAAAAGGCUUUGAUUAA
This is a messenger RNA of Xenopus laevis (African clawed frog), 2897 nucleotides long. RefSeq names its product polymerase (DNA-directed), delta interacting protein 3 L homeolog (gene poldip3.L). Gene Ontology annotation, molecular function: mRNA binding; nucleic acid binding; RNA binding. Gene Ontology annotation, cellular component: nucleus; nuclear speck. Gene Ontology annotation, biological process: mRNA export from nucleus; poly(A)+ mRNA export from nucleus. NCBI's taxonomy places the organism in Eukaryota, Metazoa, Chordata, Amphibia, Anura, Pipidae. The record is from RefSeq and is a predicted model, not a curated record. Bases 311 to 1510 code for a protein of 399 amino acids. The transcript is spliced from 10 exons.